Molecule: messenger RNA, 999 nt
Organism: Rotaria sp. Silwood2
Lineage: Eukaryota; Metazoa; Rotifera; Eurotatoria; Philodinida; Philodinidae
Source: the annotation of a GenBank genome assembly
AUGCGGAUGCGUGGUAUUAUUUAUGAAAUUGUAGUUGCUUAUUAUCAAGAUUCAAAUAAUGAUGAUAUUGGUGAUAUGCAGGGCUUAAGACAACGUCUCGAUUAUAUGCAAUCAUUAGGUAAAAAUAAUGGAAAAGAAUUACCAACAAAUUGGGUUGGUUCAUCAGGUCAGCAUAUGUGGACAUAUUCACCUGAACAAAAUAUGUAUUAUUUACAUCAAUUUCUUGAUUGUCAAUCUGAUUUAAAUUUUCGUAAUGAAAAAGUUAUUGAUGAAAUGGAAAAAAUCUUUCGUUUUUGGCUUGAUUUGGGUAUUGAUGGAUUUCGUGCUGAUGCUGUACGUCAUUUAAUAGAAAAUGAUCAAUAUCAUGAUGAACCUCUUCGUGAAGAUACAAAAGAUAUAGAUCCAAAUGUGAUAUAUGCAGAAUCAGCUGAUCAACCAGGUAGUUAUGAACUUGUACGAAGAUGGAGAAAAUUCUUAGGUAAAUAUGUAUAUGAAAAUAAUCGUGAUUAUAUUGUUCUAGUUACAGAGGCAUAUAUUCGAGAUGUAAAAACAGUAAUACGAUAUUUUGGUGAUAAUCGUGAAGACUAUGAUGAAGAUGAAAAACAUGGUUUAGAAUUAGAUAAAAUAUUAUCUGAUUGGCAAUCAAAUUUAUCCGAUUAUGCUUGGUCAAAUUGGUGUUUAGGUAGUCAUGAUAGUCAUCGAGUUACUUCAUGUCUUCCAUCAAAAGAACUUAUUAAUGGAUUUUAUAUGUUAAUUCUUCUACAAUCUGGCACAUCAUUAAUUUAUUAUGGAGAUGAAAUUGAUAUGCGUGAUCGUCCAUUUACACUUGCAAACCGUGAUGAGAUUGUUGAUAUGACUACAUUUAAUUAUGGAGAGAAAUAUUUUGAGAAAAUGAUACGUGAUCGUCAACGUAUACCUAUGCAAUGGACAAGUCAAGAAGUUCAUGCCGGUUUUACUUUUUCCAAAUCUAAACCGUUUCUCCCUUUAUCAGAUACAUGA